AAUUGUCAGUUGACACUUGUCAGAUACAAACAAAUCUGAAGAAGAAAUGGAGGGAAUUUGUGUGGAAAAUUCACUCGGGGUUUAAAACGCCACAAAGAAUUCAGAUAACGUUGAUAAUAGGAGUUGAUAGCGUUUAUUGUGUUCAUUAAAAAUUAUAGUAUUUAGUGUUAGCACUUGUGAAAUAUCCAGUUUAAAAAUGUCCUUUUUCAAUUAACUUAUGAAUAGUAUCAGGAAAAUAAUUUCAAGAAUGGCCCAUGCAGCUUUAGCAUCCAAAAGUGAUCUUGGACGUCCUUUUACCGUUGCCGUUGAAGGAAACGUUGGUAGUGGUAAAACAACUUUUCUACAGCAUUUCAUCAAAAACAAUAAUGUUGCUGUAUUUGCUGAACCAAUCGAUAUGUGGAGAAACUGCAAUGGGUACAAUUUACUAGAACUUAUGUAUCAAGAUCCCAAAAAAUGGAGUUUCACUUUCCAAUCCUAUGUACAACUUACCAUGUUAAGGCAGCACCAAAAGAAAGUUAUUCAGCCUGUAAAACUGAUGGAAAGAUCUCUCUACAGUGCAAGAUACUGUUUUGUAGAAAAAUUGUCUAGAGAUGGCUUAAUGCCAUCAGCCUCAGUAGCAGUUAUUGAUGAAUGGUUUAAAUAUAUAACAAAGUAUGAAGAUACUACUGUAGACCUUAUCGUUUACUUAAGAACUUCUCCUGAGGUAGCUUAUGAAAGGAUAUUAACGAGAAAUAGGUCUGAGGAAAGAACUGUUGCAUUUGAAUACAUCAAAGCCCUCCAUGACAUUCAUGAAGAUUGGUUAUAUCACAAAACUCUGCACAAAUGUGUAGCACCUGUAUUAGUUUUGAAUGCUAACUUAGAUCGCUCUGUUAUUGAGGGAGAAUAUGAAAAGUAUGAACCACACAUUCUCAACAAGAUACCAUUAGAAGCUAAAACCAUGUAAUUUCAUUUUGAUUGAAGUUUCUUUAAAAUUAUUAAUUCCUUUUUAUUUAGACAUAAUUUAGUUUAAUUUUAAGUAUACUGCACUGGAACAAAUUCAGGAAAAUGUGUAAUUUUAAUUUUUGUCUCCAAUUUGUAUUAUUUUUAAACCAAAGUACUAAAAGUAUAUAAACAUGGUUUUAUUAAAGAACUGGCAUGGUGUCUUACAAAUGACACUUAAAUAUGUUUGUGUUAGUAGAGUAUAGAUAUUUAUUUACAUUCUUAUAUUAUGGCAUUUUAAUAAUAUCAUUCCUUAUCACACUUUUAUUGCUUGUAUUGUUUUUCUUCAAAAUCCUUUAAUUGGCAUUCGUUUAACAGACCAAAGUAUUUUUAUUUUAAUGUAUAGGAGUAGAUAUUAUUAAAAAAUUAAGCAGAAAUUUUAACAAAGUUUUUUAUUCAAGCAUUAAUGAAUUAAAUAUUUCGGU
This is a messenger RNA of Psylliodes chrysocephalus, 1403 nucleotides long. The record is from the annotation of a GenBank genome assembly. NCBI's taxonomy places the organism in Eukaryota, Metazoa, Arthropoda, Insecta, Coleoptera, Chrysomelidae.